UCUCUGUAUUUAUUGGUCGCUUCAGUGGUCCGGAUUCGCUCCGGGUAUCUCAAAGCAGCUGCCCCCUCGGCUUCUUCCCCCCCUUAGCGAUCUCAGUCAUCGCACCAUCAACUGUUCCCCUUUUCACUAUUCCACCCAUCGUUUCCUCACAGUGCUCUCUCUCUCUCUCUCUCUAGCGCGAUCGCGCGUGCCCCUUAUAAUAGCCAACCAUUGUCUAAGAUCCUAACCAUGGAAGAAACCAAAACGCAAGGGGAAGAUCAUAAUCUUCCUUUGUGUGAUGUUGAAGAUUGCCCUGUGAAGGAGAAAUGUUGUGACCAGAGAGAAGCCCUUCCGGGAGAACCACGUUGUGUUAUAUGUGGACGCUUUGGUGAGUAUAUAUGUGAUGAGACUGAUGAUGAUGUCUGCAGUAGAGAAUGCAAACAGACACUUAUAUCUAGGCUUGCUGAAUCUCAAAAGCCAGCUGCGAAAGCCAUCCAUUCAGUACAGCUACCUGCUACUGAUGAAUGUUGUUAUGUUCGAGAUGGUGGUGGUUCUAGUUUUCAAUAUCUGAAUACUGAUAAGAUUGAGUCUUUGAGAAGUAAAAUUAACAUUGUUGUUAAGGGAGAAACAGUUCCAGCUCCGUUGUUGUCCUUCUCUUCUUGUGAUCUUCCUAAAAAACUCCAAGAAAAUCUAGAAGCUGCAGGCUAUGAGAUACCUACACCUGUUCAGAUGCAAACAAUCCCUGCAGCAUUGACUAGAAGGAACUUGCUUGUUUCUGCUGACACUGGCUCUGGUAAAACUGUUUCAUUUCUUGUUCCUAUAGUGUCUCACUGUACAUAUACUCGACUUCAGCACUUGGCAGACAAGAAAUGGCCAUUGGCAAUGGUUCUAGCACCAACUAGAGAACUUUGUGUGCAAGUGGAGGAUCAAGCAAAGGCUCUUGGGAAGGGUCUGCCUUUCAAAACUGCCCUUAUAGUUGGUGGAGCUGCCAUGGCUAGUCAAGUCUACCGGCUCGAGCAGGGUGUGGAAAUGAUUGUUGGAACACCUGGUAGAUUGAUUGAUCUCUUGAGUAAGCAUGAUAUUGAGCUCAAUCAGGUUUCUGUACUUGUUUUGGAUGAGGUGGAUUGCAUGCUGCAAAAAGGCUUUCGGGAUCAGGUGAUGCAGAUCUUUCAGGCACUCUCCCAUCCUCAGGUACUAAUGUUCAGUGCAACCAUUUCCAAGGAGGUGGAAAAGAUGGCAAACUCCUUAACUGAAAAUUUGAUAUAUGUGUCUGCUGGGAAGCCAAGGGCACCCAGUGAAGCUGUCAAACAAGUGGUUAUCUGGGUGGAAUCUAAGCAGAAAAAACAGAAGCUUUUUGCAAUACUGACUAGCAAACAACAUUUCAGACCGCCUGUUGUGGUGUUUGUGAGUUCAAGAUUAGGAGCUGAUUUAUUAUCUGAAGCAAUAACUUGUGCCACUGGAUUGGUAGCUCUUUCAAUACAUGGAGAGAAGUGUAUGAAGGAGAGAAGGGAGAGCCUUGGGCGUUUUCUCACAGGAGAUGUCUCUGUGAUUGUUGCCACAGGAGUUUUGGGACGAGGGGUAGAUCUAUUGAAAGUUCGACAGGUGAUCAUCUUUGACAUGCCAAACUCUAUGGAGGAAUACAUACAUCAGAUUGGCAGGGCAUCUCGAAUGGGAGAAGAGGGUUCAGCAAUUGUGUUCAUAAAUGAGGAAGAUAAGAAACUGUUUAAAGAACUAGUCCAGAAUCUUAAAUCUGUUGGUGCUGCUAUUCCACGGGAGCUUGCUAAUUCACAUUACUUGGCAUCUAAUUACCCUGUAAGCAGCAAACAGAAGAGGAGGAAGUAUGGAUCUUAAAAGUUAGAACUCUAGCAUCCAACCAGUUGCUUGUGCCAUUGAGCUCUGACUCUUGAAAAGAAUGUCACCUUCUCGGAG
Dioscorea cayenensis subsp. rotundata (Guinea yam) is the source of this 1908-nucleotide messenger RNA. RefSeq names its product DEAD-box ATP-dependent RNA helicase 41. Gene Ontology annotation, molecular function: RNA binding; ATP binding; RNA helicase activity. The coding region runs from base 229 to 1830 and encodes 533 amino acids. The transcript has 3 exons. The record is from RefSeq and is a predicted model, not a curated record. NCBI's taxonomy places the organism in Eukaryota, Viridiplantae, Streptophyta, Magnoliopsida, Dioscoreales, Dioscoreaceae.